AGACAGACACGGGACGAUGGUGCUGAUGACGAUAUCAGGUUUCAGAAGGUUCUGCAUGUCACCACAAUUCAUUAAGCAGAGCAGCAGUCAGGGAGAGAGCUGUAUCUGAGCUGCUCUUUGCCGGAGUUUUCUUAGGUUCGUGGAGAUACAUACUGCUAUUCACAUAUAUAUAUAUAUAUAUAUAUAUAUAUAUAUAUAUAUAUAUAUAUAUAUAUAUAUAUAUAUAUAUAUAUAUAUAUUUUUGUGGAGUACAGGGGAAAGGAACUUAAGGGACAUUCAUCUUAGAGCAGAAGAGCUGUGGAUAUUAGUAACAAUACUAUCAGACAGACAUGAAACCAGACGGAAAGUGAAAAAUAAGGCAAGAGGAAAUGGAGGAGAGAACUAGCAUGGCUCUUAGGACCAGGUAGCAGAAUUCUGCCUCCGCUACUACUGCCAUUACAAGCUGAGAUGCUAUCAGGAUCCUGGAAACUAGAAGGUGGCAGUUGGAGAAAGACAGAAUCGGCUAUCAAAUCUUCCUGCCCUAUCAUCCUGCAAGCUCUAUAUUAUUACCAGUACCGAGCUGCUGAUGGGAGACUGAUAGAAAUCUGUGAGGGAGAUCAGUUUAUUUUGAUCCGGAAGUCUAAUGAUGACUGGUGGCAGGUACGGAGGGUGGGACAGCCAAAGAAGAUUAAGCCAUUCUAUGUGCCAGCAGCUUAUGUGACUGAGAUGCCACCUCUGUCUCCCGUACUUCAGUGUUCUACAUUACCACAGUGUAUUGGAAGGACACAAAAUGAGCAUCAUCAAGUUUCUGGCCCUAUGGCUGCAUGCAGAUCACUAGAGGACUUGACCAAGGCACCUCCAAAGUCUCGGCUGAUGGGAUAUAGAUCAUACUUGAACCUUAACAGCAAGGAUGAAGGUCAAGGGGUGAUCUCUUAUAUUUCACCCGCUUGUCCUAGUCCUAUCUCAAGGAGUAAAAGCUCUAGCAUUCUCCCUCAGAACCCAUAUGAAGAAGCUGACAAGGAAGUGGACAAAGAAGUUGGCAAGGCACAGUCCUCACUGAGUUUAUCUGUCCCUCCAAACAUGCUGCACAAGUUUGAUUUUAGUAACAGACCCAGCAACUUAAAGUUGCUGCCUGAUUUCCAUGAGCCGAACCAAAGAUCACCCAUGGCAGAUUCUCCAAUAUACAGCAAUUUGGAAGAGUUGAAAAGUUUGCGGGUGGAUCCUCCAAGUCCCACCUCAUCUCCUAUACAGAUACUAGACCUCUGGGAACGACAUUUAGACCCAGCAUCAGGGCGGAACUUUUUUGUGAAUACAGUAACUAAGGAGAAAUCCUGGAAACCACCCCGAAAGUCACGAGACAGGGCAGCAACAGGACCUUGCACGAGUCCUGGGAACAUCUCAUGUGAUAAUGAGUCUAGUGAGAGCAGUUUGUCUUCAUGGCAUGACAGUGGAGAACAUUUAAAGACAGCCACAUUUGACCACGAUUUAGAAGCGCACAUCUGUAGAGUGCAAGGCAGGGAUGUAAAAAGGCUACAAACACAGAGAAAAAUCUUGUCAUCAAACACUUCAAGCCUUCGUCAUAUAGUGUCUAGUGAGAACCUUGUGGGAAGGAAUUCCAGUGCAACAGCAGAGUGGCUCAAUACCAGGUCGAGAACUUUACCAGCAGAAAGAAUUGGUUAUUCUGGAUCCAUGAUUCUCACAGAGGGUAACCCAGCCAAGGUGCCACAUCAUGCGGGCCUGCCUCACAAUAAUUUCAGUGAAGAAACAGAGAAGAAUGUGUGCUUCAUUUCUCCAACUUCAUCUCUGGAGAGUCCCUUACUUUCUUCUCCUGAGCUGGAGAAGGCUGGAUUGCUUAACAAAACCAAAAUAGCAGAAGGCGGAAGGAAAUUGAAGAAGAACUGGAGUGUCUCCUGGGUUGUCCUUGCUGGAAACAGUCUUGUGUUUUACAAAGAUCCAAAAGCCCAGUCCCCUUCAAGUUGGAAACCAGGAAGCAGUAGGCCAGAGAGCAGUGUGGACCUACGUGGUGCCAUUGUGGACUGGUCACGAAGAGACAUGACCAGCAAGAAGAAUGUGUUUCGUCUCAGGACAGUCACUGGUAAUGAGUUCCUUUUGCAGUCAGACAAUGACGUGGUCAUAAAUGAAUGGUACCAAACCAUAAGGAGUGUCAUAGAACGUUUGGACAGGGAGAACCCAUUGGAUGACCUCCUGAUGUACUCUCUGAGACGGUCAGGCAGCAUGGAGCUUAUGGACGGCAGCGGUGAUGAGGAAGAGGAUGGAUUUAAGCUGAAGGGGCGUUUCUUCUCAACCCGUUCAAGUGUUGGUGCAGACUGUCCUGAAAAAUCAAGGGUGAGAAGUCGGUUAAAAAAGUUAAUCACAAAGCGUCCCCCUCUUCAUACACUGCAGGAGAAAGGCCUUAUCCGAGAUCAGGUAUUUGGUUGCCGUCUUGAUGCAUUGUGUGAAAGGGACAAAGCAAUGGUUCCCAAAUUUGUCCGCCUUUGUGCAGAAGCUGUGGAAAAAAGAGGCUUGGAAGCAGAUGGGAUUUACAGGGUGAAUGGAAACCUAGCCAUUAUUCAAAAGCUAAGAUUCAUUGUUGAUCAUGAAAGGGCAAUAACAUCUGAUGGACGCUAUUUAUUUCCUGAGGAGCUUUACCAAGAAGAGAAGCUGAAUCUGGACAGCAGUGAAUGGGAAGACAUCCAUGUUAUUACAGGAGCACUGAAACUCUUUUUCCGAGAACUGCCUGAACCUCUGAUUCCCUUUGAGUUUUUUGAGCCAUUCGUAGAAGCAGUCAAAAUCCCAGACUAUGCCCAGAAGGUGGAAUGCAUUAAAGAGCUUGUCAACAGUCUUCCUCUUCCCAAUCGAGGCACCAUGCAGUACAUCUUCACACACCUACGAAAGGUAAUGGAGCAAUCAGAAUCAAACCGUAUGACAACGCAGAACAUUGGAAUUGUUUUUGGACCCACCCUCAUGAGACCCGAAAAAGACUUUAGUAACAUGGCUGUCCACAUGAUAUAUCAAAACCAAGUGGUAGAACUGAUUCUUACUGAAUUUUCCAACAUCUUUGGGUCAGACACAGAUGAUGCAAGCCCCCCUGCCAGAUGAUUCUUUUAUGCACCUAGCUACAUUCCUGUUUGGUCAAAAGACUAGACUUGUCUUGCAUUUUUGGUGGACUUGCCUGUACUGUUUGGUGCACUACUGCUAGAGAAAUAUGUACAAAGCUAUUUAAAAGAAACUCUAAUUUGCAGAACAGUUUGUGAGGUUCUCUCAUGACAGAUGGCAGUGGUUUAUUUUUCUUUUACCACAAAAUAUUCCAUGCCCACGCCCAUGGCUCUGUCUUUGCUGCUGGGGCUUGCAAAUUUUGAUGGUACAGCUGGCUGACUGAGGACAUGUCAGAAGCCCUUCACGUUGAUGUCACAAAGGCUAGGUCACUGGUUGACUACCACUGGGUAUUCUAUAUGCACUGUGUAGUGGUCAUCACAUGGUUCUGGGGAAGAAGGGGUGAGCUGUGUUACUUUUGCAGUCAUUUAGUUGUCAUGGUGGGUGGGUGGGGAAUUGCUGGCUGUGAUGGUAGCUGCUUAAGUGGACAGGCAAUUUGGUCAUUUGUGGAGAUAUUACUGCCUUGGUGCAGAAUGUAGAUGAGGAGGGUCACAAUAAGUAGUGUGCAACGAUAAUGUAUAAGAGAAGUAAAUCUGUUCUGAAAGGUUAAUAUUUUAUUAUAUGAAGACAGUGGUAAAACUGAGCCUUUUCCUGGUACAAACUAUUGUUGGACUACUUCCUUAGGUGAUGCAGCACUGAGCCAGGAAUUUCAGUCCCAGAAUGCCCACUUUUCAUUAUAUUUGCCAUGGUUAUCAUAAGGUUUCCUAACUGAAGGACUAAUUUCUUUGCUCUGUAGUGGUGUAAAUUCCAGUUCAUGUUAAGGUGUACUCACUGAGGUCAUUGAGUGCUUCCAGGUCAGCAACAAAGAUUGCUGAUUGAGUUCUUCCAAGUGAGUUAUGGAUCAUACUACUUUUUUUUUUUUUACUUCAAAGUCAUUGACAAGGCAUGCAGUGGCUAGAUACAUUUCAUUGCAUAUUUCCAGGUCAGUGACAUGUUAUAUCAUCUGAGUCAGAGUGGAAGCUAUGCACAUGCAUGUUCCUAGCCUAACUUCCAUGUAAGAAAAUGAUGAUGAGUGGAAACAUAAGGCAUGCACAUGCUUAGCCUCAUUUUCUUGUGAACAAACAGAGCAGUUGUUGUGUUGCAUGGAUAAAUUACUAUACUUCAAUAACAGGAGUUGCUGCAGAAUACUAUAUCUCUUCAUAGCUUUGCACAAGAAUAAUACAUAACACAGGAUUCUGUUAGUCAUCACAUUCCUUCAUAAUAGACUGUCAGUUGCUGUGUUUUGUUGGGUGCUCUCGCCAGUUUCAUUAGGUUUGUACUCCCAUUAUACAACAUUUUCUGUGGUUCAGCUGCUUUCAUUCUGACCCAGCAAUGAACAUCUUCAAGAGUUAUGUCAUUAGGUGUAGAUAAUGGAUAAUGACUUCCGUAAUGGGAAAUGUUUGUUGUUUAAUCCCCAAGGACAGCUUGUGUUGGUAAAUAUGGGCCUGACUUUUGCUUCAAAAGUUGGCAUGUUAUUUUCACUUUUCUGUUUUCCCUGGUCUCUGGAAUGCAGAAAUGAGACAUUUUUCCCCUGCACAUGGGAGCAGAUUUCUUACCGCCUAUCACAAGACCGGUAUCUAACUGCUGUCUCUUACAAACUCAUUUGAUACUUAUGCUGCAAAUACAUUUACAGAACAUGGUUAGCCAUAAGGGAAUGCUUUUAGUUCAUUUUUACCAUGUAUCACCUAUAUAAAGAGUUAUAUGACACUGAAACUAAUAAAAAACAUAUAAACCUCACUGCAAAAGUGAAAUCACUGCAGCAUGUGCAUUUUCUUAAGUCUGCACACAUUAUAGCUGGUGUACAAACUGAUACCACUUUUGUGCCUUAUAUUACCCAUGGCAUGUGGCCAUGUUCAACAAUAUACAGUGUGUUAUGGUACUGCUUGUCUCAGCAUUUGGUAAUUCAUCUCUGCUAGAAGAAAUCUUUAGCAGUAUGAUGCUCUACCAUUUAAUUCCAUUUCCUCUUUACUUAUCUACCGUUAAUGACUACUUGACAGCUUUUGCCUUUCCUGUCUUUUCCAUAUUCAACCAUCCCAGGGACUGUCUGUUGUCAGUGACUUGCCCUACCGCCCUUCCUCAGAGCUAAUACAUAGCUAACAGAGUCUCACUGCAACAACACUGGUCAUUUGAAGCAUUUAAGUAUCAUUAUCAUGAACAGCUAGUGACCUGUACAAGUAAAUUGAGUUUUUUUCUGCACGAGUGAGAUUUUCUUUUACCUAUCUGUUUCGGAUACUGGGAUAUAUCCAUCAUUAAUAUCUGUUCCAAUAAUUACAAUGUAUGUCUGAGCAGUGCCACACUGCCCCUUCCUCUCUGAACUUCAGAAUUAGCUGAACCUUGACUGGAUUUUAGCAAUGGGUCAACAGCAUGAAAGUUUUUCUGGAAAUUUCUAUGACCUAUUAUUUUCUCCCAGCAUAUUGCAAAUAUAUAAUCUUGUAAUCUUAACGUGAGCCAAACUGUCUACUUCCUUGUGAAGGAAUGCAGAAUAAUAGUUUUAAUACAAAACAUUGCUUCCUUGUAAUGCUCAGUAAGCUUCUGCCUGUUUCUGUUUUACAGCAGAGGGCAAACAUAUACUUAUCUACUACCGUAAGCAGACUGGCACACUAGACAAGUGCAGUGACUGUUCCUUAGCAUAGCUGGGAGCUUCUAGAGAGCUACGGCCACUCAUCUAAAACAGCGUGCGUUCAUAUCUCAUGCAGCUUUUAAUGCCUGCAUGUGCUACUAUCUGAGCUGUCACACAGUAUUUGUUCAAGAGCAUAUUUGCUCUUUCUCAGCUGCUCUGAGUAGUUAGAUACAAUGUAGCUAGCAUUACAUUUUUGUGAGUAACAUAUUAUUCCCUACUGUUUCUUAUUAAAAUGAUGUGCAGUAGUACUGUAAUAUCUUUGUUCCUGUUAACUUUAUCUAUAUUGCCUUACCCAUACUUGAGGUCACAGCUUACUGACCAUCACAUCACAAUUGCUCCAUGAGCAAAAGAUAUAAAGUAAGCUGUAGAGGCAGACAAAUGGAAAGCCCUGUGAAAAUAUGUAUUCAUGAAGAGUUACACAAUGUUAUGUACUGGGGAAACCCCUAUACAAAAUAUAUUUGUGGAGAACAAACUGAACAACACUUCCUGUUGACAAAAUGUUUCUCUAAAAUUGCUGUCUGAAAGAAUGUCUUGCAUUUGUAGAUUAUUUUUUAAAAUGUUUAACCACUGCCUCCUUUGUCUUUUCUCUCUUUUGUGUAAAUUGAGCCUUCCUACCAUUAGGGUAUGGGAAUACAGUGCUGAGCUUCAAGAGGAAACAUCUUGGUAGAGAAUAUUUUUUACAAACAAAUGUGAUAGUGUAAAAUGCAAUGUUUCUUUCAAAGAGACACACCUUGUUCCUGACGUGCCCAAUUUCUAAUGCAGUCAUGACAUGGCAAAUGUUUCAUGUCCACUGGCAUGCUGGCUACUGAACCUUUCGCUUAUUGUUUGCAACUACAUUAUACCCUCAGUAGACACUCCCUAAAUCCAGUGACCUUAUUUCAGGUGCUCCUUACCAUUUUCAGAACAAGAAGCAGCAAAGUACCGUUGCAUCCCUCCCCACCACAGCUGUCCAGCCACAUCUUAAAUACGUAAGUGCAGAAGUCAUGAUUUGUAAUCUUUUAGCUAAGGAUCAUAGUGUUCAUUUUUGUAAAUGUCAUUGCAUUAUUUUGCCUCUUAAAGGGGAAAUAGCCUUGUGUGGCUGUUUAUGAUAGUGGUAUCUGCUACCCCUCCCCCAUGCAAUAGUAAGGCAGAACUCAUUUUCAAAAUGAGCCUUCUUUCAGCUGCACUUUGUGUCAGUUCAUUAUUAUGGAUUUGCCCAUUUAUUCCAAGCUUACAGUGUUGUACCUCAACUUAAUAUGUAAACAUUUCAUGUCUUGACUUAAAAAAAAUAUUUAAAACUUGUAAGAUGCUGAGAUUUUGUUGCACUAAAAGAAUUUACUGUAAGAUCACAGUGUAAAAUGUAUGGUUUACUUUACAAAAGACAAAGGUAGUCUCAGAAGUUCUGUCCAGUUUCAUUGCACUGCUGUGUCAAACUGAUGAAAGGUAGGUCAAGUCUAGAAGCUUCAGUGAUGUCACUCUCACAUAUAUUGUUUCAGUUGACAGUUAACUAAAAUGUUUAUUGCAUAAUAGAACUUAAAUAAAAUGUGUUUAUAUUUUUUGUUAAUAGGUCAAUGUGAUUAUAUUUAAGCUUUAAAUAAAACAUACAAAUUG
This is a messenger RNA of Protopterus annectens (West African lungfish), 7321 nucleotides long. RefSeq names its product Rho GTPase activating protein 9 (gene ARHGAP9). Gene Ontology annotation, biological process: signal transduction; regulation of GTPase activity. NCBI's taxonomy places the organism in Eukaryota, Metazoa, Chordata, Ceratodontiformes, Protopteridae. Gene Ontology annotation, cellular component: cytoplasm. Gene Ontology annotation, molecular function: protein binding. The transcript is spliced from 20 exons. Bases 448 to 3078 code for a protein of 876 amino acids. The record is from RefSeq and is a predicted model, not a curated record.